AUGGAAUCCUGGACAGUAGCAUUGGAGCGGCGACUACUGGAGCUUUGGUUUGAAGCAAAAACCAAGUAUGAGACCACCAUGAAAAAAAAUACCAGAAAGAGAGCGUGGAUCUUGGACGAACUGAAGAAGUGUGCUGGAGAAGGCGGACGGGAAGUGCCGCAGUGGCUGGUGGAACUGACCGACAAGAAACUGAAGAACAAGAUUGAGUAUUUGAAGGCCACCGGGAAAAGAUUACUCCUGAAGCAUGUUCGACCUCUGCUGAAGCAGAAGAAGCCUCAGACGGGAUCCGCUGCCGAUUCCGAUGACGAUGACGCCAGUCCAGCAGAGCACAUUGACUGGAAUCAUGUUCAUGAUGUUGCAAAGUGGCCCCAUCUUCAGCUCUUCUAUGAGCUGUUUGCUGACCACCCGACUCUGGGAUUCAGUUUUUCCGUAGACACUAGUCCGGAGUCGUCUGCAGUUGUCGUGGAGGUGGCAGCGACACAAGUGCCAUUGGAACCUGCAUUGGCAGCGACAGCAGUAACACCACCUGUAGUGGCUACUGCCACUGCCACAGCAGUCAUCCAGCCAGGGGUUGCAGCCGCGAGUGCAGCAUCUCUGGUUGACGACUGGAUCUCGUCAUCAGAGAGUGACAGUGACGACAUCCAAGUAGGCGCCAAGCGCCCACCAACGCCAGCAACGCCAAUUGGUCGCCCGGCAGCAAAACGGGCAUGCAAGACACCAGACGAGGCUGCAGCAAGUAGCAGCCACAGUGCAGCUAGGGGUGCAAGUGCCAAGGCGAGGCAAGGGUCUGCUAUGGACAAGUUCCUGGACAUCUAUGCCAGUACGUCGAAAGCCAAGAUGGAGGAUGCUAACAUGCGUGCCGAGAGGACAAUCCAGCACGACAGGGAGAUGGCAGAGCGCUCGGAGAAGCACUCCACCAUGCUCCAAACGCAGCUUGUCGACACUACUGCCAAGUUGCAGGAGAACCAACAAACCUUCCUCACAAACAAUUUGAAGGCCAUCAUGUCCUUCCAGGCGGAGCUGAUCAAGGGUGUCCUUGAGAAGUAG
Molecule: messenger RNA, 1047 nt
Organism: Sycon ciliatum
Lineage: Eukaryota; Metazoa; Porifera; Calcarea; Leucosolenida; Sycettidae
Exons: 3
Coding region: 1-1047 (348 amino acids)
Source: RefSeq, a predicted model, not a curated record